UUUGUGGUGGUGUUAAAAAAAAAACGCAGAUAUUUGGAAUAUAUUCACUUAAAAAUAUAAACAGUUAUUAAAUAUAAUUAAGUAAAAAAAAAAGAAAAUGCGUGAACGUAGUCAUACCACUCCUAGAAGACGCGGUCCUAAACAACCGUUACCACAGGAUGCUCUAUACAAUGAUUCUUUUGAUUCUCAAGAGUCCCCUUACUAUACGAUCGAUAAUACGGAAGAUAUUUAUAGUACAACACUAUUGCCAUCUCAGAGAUGUUAUGUGGAUCCAUGGGACUUAGAAAAUUAUGAUUAUGUUAGAAAAAAAAUUGAACAGCCAAUAUCUCCACGUCCCCAAGAAUAUUACGAGACAUCGCUAUCACCUAGUCCCAUCGAGGAACCGAUGCAUUCGAACUAUUACUAUGACAGAGAACCAAUUGAGGUUCCACCACGUAUGGCAUCCACAAUGCCACGUAAUCGUCGACGUUCUUCACACUAUCAAUGUCAAAUGGAAUGUUGUCAACCUCAGCCGCAAAGAAGACGUCCCAGUGGCCUUUACGAUGUGGGUGGAGUCGAUAAAUACGAUGACUAUAUGACUUUGCAUAUGGCGCAGAAAUUUCAAAAUGCUCUUAAUUUGGAAGAUGUUGAACAAAAUAUUUAUACAGGAUUUGGUGGCCUCUCAUCGUCCUCCUCUACCGAGCCGCAUAGUUCGCUGGGAGAUGAUUAUCACACAAUGACAUUACAGCGUCAUGUUUCCAACUAUGGCAUACUACCGCAACGACGAAUUUCUAAACCAGCACCCAAAUUGGAAUUUCCAUCUCCACCACCAAUGCCACCAACCUACGACUAUUGUAAUCCUUAUGCUACAUUGCCUCCUUGCUGUAGUGCAUCCGAUUGCUAUGAAUGUUUGUCGCAGGCUCAACAACAACAACAAAUCUAUGGCACUCACCCAAUUUAUGGCACGACCCCAGCCACUGGACCCUCGAGUUGUUAUGGCUGUGCGGGCAUGACAGGCAGUCAAACAUUGGGUCGACGUCCCUCUUCAUCGCUCUACAGUGGAAUUUAUAGUAGUAAAUUCGGUAUGAGCAAAAAGGGUCUAUUGCAAAUCGAUUAUUCGUGCAGUUGGAAUGAUUUAGAUCGUGUUAUGGGUAAAAAUUAUUGAGCAGGUUUUAUUUCAUUGAUUUUUUAUUAUUAUUUGCUUAAGAUAGUUGCACAUUGUUUAAAUAUUUAAGGAAAAAGUGUGGACUUUAUUUUGAACAGAUGUUUAAAGUUUUGUAUAUAAAAUCUAUCGAGGAAGUUAAGAAUUUAAUAAAGAUCUUGUACUUAUACCUUGAAACAUUAAACUGUA
Molecule: messenger RNA, 1330 nt
Organism: Lucilia cuprina (Australian sheep blowfly)
Lineage: Eukaryota; Metazoa; Arthropoda; Insecta; Diptera; Calliphoridae
Exons: 4
Coding region: 98-1144 (348 amino acids)
Source: RefSeq, a predicted model, not a curated record